ACUCACACUUGGAAGAGCUUCCUACUCUUCUCCACUGUGCAGCUAAAUUUGGAUUAAAGAAGCUUACUGGUUUCCUUCUCCAAUGUCCUGACGCAAUUCGAGCUUGUGGGAUAGCCAAUAAGUACAGAGAAAACCCAGCAUGUAUUGCAGAAAAGUAUGGCUAUAAGGAGAUUCAAAAAAUCAUCACCGAAUUGUCA
This is a messenger RNA of Podarcis lilfordi (Lilford's wall lizard), 197 nucleotides long. The record is from the annotation of a GenBank genome assembly. NCBI's taxonomy places the organism in Eukaryota, Metazoa, Chordata, Lepidosauria, Squamata, Lacertidae.